AAGAAAUUGAAAUAAAAUACAAAUUAUGGCUGCAAAAGAAAAUAAAAAUGCGUAUGCCGUUUGUGACCGAAUAAAAAGGACUAAGCCAGAUGUAGUUGUAACGGAAGAAAUUGCAAAAGAAAUCGGUUCAAAUUAUAGAACAUUGCCAGCGUUCGAAAAGGGAUUGUUUGAUUACGUGUAUAUGAAGCAUUAUUCGGUUCAAAAUAACGAACUUUUAAAAUGUCGCUGGCUGGAGUAUAAAAAACACAUUGAAGAGAGAGUUUUCGCGCCUUUUCAAUUUCCAUGCAUAAGAGACCUCCAUUUUCACAAUGGCUGCAUUCGAUUCUUGCCCUCCGAAUCGAUAUAUCGUUACCCCGAUCAUCGUAUGAAGCUUAAGCCAGGCCCUGGUGUAGAUUUUCGCGGGCAAAUGCCCAUACCUCAAGAGCUUUUGAUGAAACGCGGGAUGAGUAAGUCCGGGGGUGUUGUGAAGAAGGAAAAGAAGAAAAAAUCGAAGUGAUUUACAAUA
Molecule: messenger RNA, 505 nt
Organism: Colias croceus (clouded yellow)
Lineage: Eukaryota; Metazoa; Arthropoda; Insecta; Lepidoptera; Pieridae
Exons: 3
Coding region: 26-496 (156 amino acids)
Source: RefSeq, a predicted model, not a curated record